GGCUACGCAGUCGAAGAAGUAUAAACCAGGCUUGAAACACUUAGUAAUUCAACUGUGGGGCUGUGACACGGCAAGUACUGAAGUACAAAACAAAUGAUGCUGCUUACAUGCGUUGAAACAUACACACAGUGCAGACAUGUAAUAUUCAGUGUGAGUGUGGAGCUUGCAGCUGUAAAUGACCAGUAAUGAUGGAUGGCUGGACCUGACUCGUGUGCUUUGUAUGAUCCACUUUUCAUUCCACUGAGGGUUAUCUGCUCUGGUUUGAUGCCCUGUCAGACUUUAUGUACUUUGAUCACCAAACCCAAACAACCCUUUAAAUUGUUCUACCUUAUUUCAGGUGUGCCAUUGCAGAUGGCAUCAGAUCUGGCAGUACACGAACAUACAACUGUGGAGGGAUGUUGGGUCAGUUUGUCAAUGUGUUUCUCGUGGGGUCACAUCUUAUAUUGACAAUUUGUGAGUUGGAAGUUUAUGGAGAGAUGGCUGCUCCUUCUUUCAGUGCUGUGAUGAUGGGAAGGAGUGUAGAGGUGGUGGAGAAGAAGCUGUGUUGGUCUGAUGCUCUGUUCUACUGCAGAGACUUCUACUGGGACCUGCUCAGCAUAUGCAGUGAGAAAGAGCAGAGGGAGGUAGAGGAGGUGCUGAGGAGCGUCCCCUUUCCCCUCACCAAACGUGUUUGGUUGGGCCUGCGCAGAGAACUGAUGGGUGACACCUGGUUUUGGAUGACUGGUGUUUCAGAGGACUUUACCUACUUUGAGACAAAAUCCUACUGGAAGGACACCAGUCCAUGUGGUGCCAUGGACACCAGCAACCGCUUCCACUGGGGGGAUCUUCCUUGUGAAGAACACCUUCAUUUCAUCUGUUUGAAAGACCAUCAGAGAGACAAAGAUAGAGUGUAUUAUUUCAGCAGCUCCAGACCAUGAACACAGCAUGAAGACAGUCAUCCAUUCUUUUGUGUCCAGUCUGUAAUCAUAUUUGAGUUUAGCUUGUACAAUACAUCAUUUAUUAUCUCA
Notolabrus celidotus (New Zealand spotty) is the source of this 1007-nucleotide messenger RNA. RefSeq names its product regenerating islet-derived protein 4-like. The transcript has 4 exons. The record is from RefSeq and is a predicted model, not a curated record. Lineage: Eukaryota; Metazoa; Chordata; Actinopteri; Labriformes; Labridae. Bases 396 to 917 code for a protein of 173 amino acids.